AAUGCCAAAGUCACACGCCACACAAGGAAAACAAGUGUAGCCAAAAAAAAAUCACAAAUGUUAUCCAAAAAUCCAUCACUCCAUUUUCUUGGCAACAGCUCUCACAUAUUGUGAUAUUUUAUAGUAUGAUCAGUGUUGUGAUGACAUCUCUAUCUCUAUGGCAGUUGCUCUUGCUGUCGUCAUUGUUUGUUGCCGACGCAGGCAAUGCUGGGCGCUAUAGCGUUGGCGCAGAGCACGGCGUCGUGGCUACUGAUCACGGCCUGUGCUCGAGGAUCGGGAGGGACGUGCUCGUGGAAGGCGGCCAUGCAGUGGAUGCAGCGGUAGCCGCCGCUCUCUGCCUCGGCGUCGUCAGCCCUGCCUCUAGCGGCAUUGGUGGCGGCGCCUUCAUGCUUGUCCGUCUCGCCAGUGGCGAGGUGGAUGCGUUCGACAUGAGAGAAACUGCCCCAAAGCAUGCUUCCGAGAACAUGUAUGAUGGCAAUGCCGGUGCGAAAGCUAGCGGGGCGCUAUCCGUAGCGGUUCCUGGGGAGCUAGCAGGACUGGCGGAGGCGUGGAGGCGACACGGGAAGCUACCGUGGAGGAGGCUGGUUGCGCCUGCCGCGGUGAUGGCAGAGAAGGGGUUCAAGAUAUCACCGUAUCUGCACAUGCAACUGGUGAGUUCGGAAUCGAAGAUCAUGCAGGACAAGGGGCUUCGCGAUGUGUUCACGAGGAACGGGAGCCUGUUGAAGGCGGGCGAUGUUUGCUACAAUAAGCAGUUGGCGAAGACGCUGGCUCUCAUCUCGAGGGCCGGGAUAAGGCCAUUUUACAACGGCUCUAUUGGGCUCAGCCUAGUCAGAGAUGUUAAGAAAAGUGGUGGAGUGUUGACUAUGCAGGAUUUGGAGGAGUAUAGUGUGAAGGUGAGGACACCGGUGAGGGACAACGCCAUGGGACUCGAGAUCAUAGGCAUGCCCCCGCCUUCUUCUGGAGGCGCGGCUAUGGUUCUUGUGCUGAACAUUCUGGCGGGGUAUAAGGACAGCUCGGAUAUCCCGACCUCCCUUAUGAUCCACCGCCAGAUUGAAGCUCUGAAGCACGCAUUCGCAGUGAGGAUGAGCCUUGGCGAUCCGGAUUUCGUCCAUCUUGGAAAUGUAUUGAAUGAUAUGUUGUCUCAAGAAUUUGCUGCAGAGUUGAAGAAGACCAUUUUUGAUAAUACAACGUUUAAUUCCAGCCAUUAUGGUGGAAGAUGGAACCAGAUCCAUGAUCAUGGCACCAGCCACAUUUCCAUCGUGGAUGGACAACGCAACGCGGUCUCCAUGACCACCACCAUAAACGCCUAUUUCGGGUCCAAGUUCAUGUCACCAGCCACCGGCAUCAUCCUGAAUAACGAAAUGGAUGACUUCUCCGUGCAUGAAGACAGCACGUCGCCUCCUUCUCCGGCCAACUUCAUCCACCCCGGGAAGAGACCAUUGUCGUCGAUGACGCCUACAAUCAUUCUCAAGAGUGGGAAACUGAGAGCAGUUGUAGGAGCAAGUGGAGGAGCAAUGAUAAUAGCUGCAACAACUGAAGUUUUGGUAAACUAUGCAACAAGAGGGAUGGAUCCACUCUCUUCUGUUCUAGCUCCAAGGUCAUACCAUGAGUUGAUCCCCAACGUGCUUCAGUAUGAGAACUGGACGGUGCCAACAGGCGGCCAUUUUGAGGUCCCGGUCGAGACGAGGGCUGCUCUGGCAAAGAAGGGGCAUGUUCUUAAGAGCCUUGCCGGUGGCUCAAUAUGCCAAUUUGUGGUUCAACGACUAAUAGGCUCAGCCUCAAAUGCAGGGUUGCUUGUUGGGGUGAGUGAUCCAAGAAAGGGUGGAUUCCCAGCUGGUUUUUGAAAUGAUUCUACAAAAUUCCAGCUUAUCCCCAUGUUCUUAAAAUUUUUAAGUAGAUCCAUGUCAUUUAAUCUUUAAAUAAGGGUGUAACACCAAAUAAAAAAAUGUACUCCAUAAAUUACAGAACAAGUAAACAUUUGGUUUAUUU
This is a messenger RNA of Salvia splendens (bonfire salvia), 1989 nucleotides long. Its product is annotated as glutathione hydrolase 1. The record is from RefSeq and is a predicted model, not a curated record. NCBI's taxonomy places the organism in Eukaryota, Viridiplantae, Streptophyta, Magnoliopsida, Lamiales, Lamiaceae. Gene Ontology annotation, cellular component: plasma membrane. The coding region runs from base 126 to 1844 and encodes 572 amino acids. Gene Ontology annotation, biological process: glutathione catabolic process. Gene Ontology annotation, molecular function: glutathione gamma-glutamate hydrolase. The transcript is spliced from 6 exons.